Fusarium sp. VM40 is the source of this 2583-nucleotide messenger RNA. The record is from the annotation of a GenBank genome assembly. Lineage: Eukaryota; Fungi; Ascomycota; Sordariomycetes; Hypocreales; Nectriaceae.
AUGCCUUCAAUCACAUCUUCUCCAGAUGCUUCGCAGAGGGUAGAGUCAACAGUCAACAAGUCGUCGUCAGCUCUACCCAGUAUUAUUGACAUCCGUGGUAAACAUGUCGAAAUUAACUUGAAAGAACAAAUUGCUUCCAUGUUUAACCCUGAAGAUGGGCCGAGAAAACUUCCAACGCUUCUGUUGUAUAACGAGCGUGGAUUACAGAUAUUUGAAGAUAUCACAUAUCUGGAUGAGUAUUACUUGACAAACUAUGAGAUUGAGCUCUUGAGAAAAUCUUCUGCAGAAAUUGCUAGUCAGAUUCCUGAGGACUCGAUGGUUAUCGAGUUGGGAAGCGGAAACCUCCGGAAAGUCUGUUUACUCCUACAGGCCUUUGAGGAGCUUCGAAAGCCUAUACAAUACUUCGCUUUAGAUCUAUCUCUCAAGGAACUUGAGCGUACGCUGGCCCAGGUCCCUGAAUUUAAAUACGUCUCGUGCCAUGGUCUUCUCGGCACAUACGACGAUGGUAAAGAGUGGCUCAAGCAUCCCUCUCUCACAAGCCGCUCGAAGUGCAUCAUUCACCUCGGUUCCAGUAUUGGCAACUUCACUCGUGACGAGGGAGCCGAAUUUUUGGGAGGAUUUGCAGAGGUCCUCAGGCCAACUGAUUCCAUGAUCGUCGCUGUUGACUCUUGCAGCAACCCGGCCAAAGUCCACCGUGCAUACAACGACUCUCAGGGUAUAACCCACCGGUUUAUUCUUAACGGUCUUGUAAACGCCAAUGAGAUCCUCGGCGAAAAAGUCUUCGAUGCGGACGAAUGGAGAGUCAUCGGGGAGUACGUCUACGACGACCAAGGAGGGCGACAUCAGGCGUUCCUUGCUCCCAAUCGACCUACGGAUGUCCUCGGGUCGAGGGUCAUGCCACACGAGCGCAUCCAGAUCGAGCAAAGUCUCAAGUAUGAUGAAGAGGAAAAGACAAAGCUCUGGAAGCUUGCAGGUCUGACUGAGAUGGGUCGUUGGAGUCGGGGAGACGAGUAUGGACUUCACUUCUUGCAAAAAUCGAGUAUGCCGUUCAGCCUGAUACCCUCUCUCUACGCCGCAGAGCCACUUCCCACUGUUAAAGACUGGAAGGCUCUGUGGGAAGCAUGGGACGUUGUGACCAAGGGCAUGAUUUCCGAUGAAGAACUCCAGGAGAAACCCAUAAAGCUGCGUAAUGCAUGUAUCUUCUAUCUCGGCCAUAUUCCAACCUUCCUCGACAUUCAGUUGACGAAAACCACCGGCCAAGCUCCAACCGAUCCCGCAACAUUUUAUUCCAUCUUUGAGCGAGGCAUCGACCCCGACGUAGACAACCCUGAGCAUUGCCAUUCUCAUUCUGAGAUUCCUGAUGAGUGGCCACCGGUCCACGAGAUCACUGUGUAUCAAGACAGAGUUCGAUCUCGCUUGCAGAAACUGUACAAGAAUGGCCAAGACAAGAUCCCAAGGAACAUUGGUCGAGCUAUCUGGGUUGGCUUCGAGCAUGAGUUGAUGCACAUUGAGACUUUGCUCUACAUGAUGCUUCAGAGCGACAAGACGCUCCCACCACCGCAUACGGCGCAGCCUGAUUUCGCAAAGAUGGCUCAGCAAGCCUAUGAGGCCAGGGUCCCCAAUCAGUGGUUUGAUGUUCCCGAGCAGACGAUCACCUUGGGAAUGAAUGAUCCCGAGGAUGGUACUGAUUCCUCACGCCACUAUGGCUGGGACAAUGAGAAGCCUGCACGAGAUUCUAAGGUCCAUGCCUUCCAAGCUCAGGGCCGGGCUAUCACCAACGAAGAGUAUGCUCAAUAUCUGUACAACUCCAAGAUCGAUCAACUGCCUGCCUCUUGGUCAUCGGCCAUAGCUAAGAAGGAAAGUGAAGUCGCCAAUGGUGGCCAUGCCAAUGGUCACUCAAACGGCCACUCAAACGGAAAUGGCCACAGCACUAAUGAAGUUCCCGAGUCGUUCAUCCAGGAUAAGUUCGUUCGAACCAUGUACGGACUGGUUCCUUUGAAGUUCGCUCUCGACUGGCCCGUGUUCGCUUCAUACGAUGAGCUUGCUGGUUGCGCAGCAUGGAUGGGUGGCCGCAUCCCCACCUUCGAAGAGGCCAAGAGCAUAUAUGCGCAUGUUAACAAGCAGAAGAAGGCCGAGGCCGGUCGUAUCUUAUCAAAGACGGUCCCAGCAGUUAACGGACACCUCGUCAACAAUGGCGUCGAAGAGACACCCCCAUCAAACUCCUCCGCUUUGGUCAAGGAUAGCUCCUCUGAGCUAUUCUUCGACCUGACCGACGCCAACGUCGGUUUCCGCCACUGGCACCCAAUGCCAGUCACCUCCCGGGGCAACAAGCUCGCGGGUCAGUCCGAGAUGGGUGGUGUCUGGGAAUGGACCAGCUCGCCUCUCGGGCGACAUGAAGGCUUUGAGCCUAUGUCUUUGUAUCCCAUGUACACGGCGGACUUCUUCGACGGUAAGCACAAUGUCGUCCUUGGUGGUUCGUGGGCCACGCACCCACGCAUCGCGGGACGAGCGAGCUUUGUGAACUGGUACCAGAGGAACUACCCCUACGCGUGGGUAGGAGCCAGGCUAGUCCGGGAUAUCUAA